[Candida] anglica is the source of this 1956-nucleotide messenger RNA. Lineage: Eukaryota; Fungi; Ascomycota; Pichiomycetes; Serinales; Debaryomycetaceae. The record is from the annotation of a GenBank genome assembly.
AUGGAAUCCAAUGGGAAUGAUUCAUCUUCACAUAUAAUCUCACUGUUCAAUUCUCCGAUAGGAUACUUUAAGAACCCUAUUGUACAUGAAAAGAAUAGAGAAAAGAAUAGAGAUAGAGAUACCAAACUAAGCAGUUCUAACAACACAAUUAACAGCUUAACAUAUAAAUCUCCUUUAAGUAAAGGAAACGGCUUAACUUUAGAUAAAUUACCAUUUGAACUAAGAGUUAAAAUCGCAAAUGAAUUAUCACAAUAUGAUUGUAUUAACCUUUUAAGAGUAUGUAAAUCAUUGUAUAUAUCAACCAUAGUCAGGUUAGAUCAACAUAUCCAAGUUGAUAAAAAUUUUAGUCAAUUUAGUAAAGAGUUUGAUUAUCAUCAAUACAUGGAUACAGAGUUUGGUAUUCAACCAUUUUCUUGUUCAUUUAUAAAAACUAGUUAUAAUUAUAAAAAGUUUUUAAUAAGUUAUACUAAACUCUUUAAACAAGUUACUACCAAUGAUCAUUUUCUAGAUUUAAAUUUAGAAAAUUUCCCAUAUGUUAAAGCUCUUUAUUUUAUUGAUAUCCCCGAUGCAUUGAAUAUUCAUGACCAUAAUUUAACUGAUACUCUAGACCAAUUUUUCACCACCUUGGUUAAUUUAAAAUGUUUCAUAUGGCUUGAUAAUGGAUUUAAACUGGAUUAUCUUUGGAAUAUACCUAAAAGUUCUUUAAUUACAAGCUUAUCAUUGAAUAUUAGAAAUAAUUCCCAAUUAUCAGAGUUUAGAUCAAAUACUACAAAUCGAUCAAUUCUGUCUUCAAGCCCGAAAGAUUUAUAUAAUUACCAAUCACUUUCAAUGCUUGAAAGUCUUUAUAUUAUUCCAUUUCAAACAUCUAAUCAAUUGACAAAAUUAUUAACUAAAAUUUUGAAAUUCAAUCAAAAUCUUAGCCAGAAUUUGAAAAUAUUAAAGCUUGCAAAAUUUGAUCAUGAAAUUACUCUGCUGAUAUAUCCAUAUUACUCAUUAGUUUCUAAUUCAACCAAUCAAAUUAAACCGCAAGAUUCAAACACUUUAAGGGCAAUUUUCAUUGAUUGCAAUAUGUUCCAAAAUCAUACCAUUUUACAAAACUUAUCUAUAUUACAAUUAAGUGGAUGUAUAUUAAAUGCAAAUGAAGCAGAUUUACUUUGUAAAUCUGUAAAUCUUGAAAAUUUACAAACUUUAGAAUUAAAACAAAUUUCUGAAUAUCAACUUAUAGAUUCUUUUAUUGAUACUCCUCAGCCUGAAGAUCUUGAACCCAGUUUUCUUGAUAGAAUUUGCCCUCUUUUAAAGAACUUGAACCAUCUACAUUUAGAUUAUCGAGAGGCAUUGGUCGAUACAGUUCCACGAUUUCUAGAGAGAUUACCCACCAGAAAUUUACAAUCCUUAGAUCUAGUUAUUAGAUAUAACACAAGUAAACUACAAAGUUUUAACCAAGAUGCAAACCUAUUAUAUGAAGAAUAUUCAAAUUCAAUAAUUUCUGGCAACAAUUCUAAAACUUUGAAAAAAUUAGCAAUUGAUAUCAAGGAGGAGAAUGUCUUUUGUGAUCUUACUAUUCCAAUCCCAUCUAAUCAUUUCUAUAAUGAAAUUGCACAAUGUAAACAAUUGACAUCAUUAAGAAUUAACCCAUCUACUAAAACUGAAGAUGGGUCUCAUCAGAAGGGACAUAUAAUUUCUAUUGUAUCACAAUUAAACAAGUUGAAGUAUUUAGAAGUUUUUGGUACCCAAGCUGGUGGAGCACCACAUAUGGGAUUAGAAAUGGUUCAUCCAACAAUAUUUGAUGAAUGGUUCAAGGUACAACAUGUAGCCAUGUUAUAUUCACAAACAAAUUCAAACAUUCAAUAUAUAAAGAUUAACAAAUGUUUAUUUGAAUCUAUCUCAGGUGAUAUGAAUCCUAGGGAUGGAAUUGAUAGAUGGUUUAAUCAUAAAGUUAGAGUUGGUGUGGAUUAG